AUGAAUAGUCCUGAAUGGAUCAUAAUCUUAAUUGGUUAUAUAAUGUGUGUACUUAACGGAGCAGCUCAAUCAUUGUUCGCAUUUUUACUUGUCAAAAUAGUUGAGGCUUUCAAAUAUUGUUCAACCUCUGAACGACAUCAUCACGUGUUGCUUACUAGUUUUCUAUGUUUACUCUUGGGUGUUGUUUUAUUUAUUCUUCGUCUCAUUCAGUAUACAGCUUUUGCCAUAUCUGGAUCAAAAUUGACACAACGUAUUCGUUCGAAAGCUUUUGCAUGUCUUCUUCGUCAAGAAGUUGCUUAUUUCGAUCGACCUGAAAAUAGUUCUGGUGCGAUUUGUACGCGUCUUUCAACUGAUGCAUCAGCUAUUCAAGAGAUGACUGGUACACGAUUAGGAGUUCUUGCUGCUGAAGUUAUUCACAAUAUGCGUACAAUAAAACAGUUAUCAAUAGAAAAGGAAGUGUUACGACAAUAUUCUGAACUUAUUCAUAAACUAUUUAUGCAUAUUGCUGCAUCAAUCUCAGCUGCUGAAGCAUUUUUUGAUUUAUUUGAUCGAAAACCAACUAUCGACAAUGCAUCUACUGAAGGACAAGAACUGGUUGAUUUUCGUGGAGAGAUAAAAUUUGAUCAAGUCAAAUUUAUCUAUCCAACUCGCCCAACAUCAAUUAUUCUUAACAAACUUCAAUUGAAUAUCAAGCCAAGUCAACAUGUGGCUCUUGUUGGUGGAUCUGGAUGUGGAAAAUCAACAAUUAUUCAACUGUUGGAACGAUUCUAUGAUGUUACAAGUGGUAAAAUACUUAUUGAUGGUAUUGAUAUUCGAAAAUUAAAUCUUCAAUGGGUUCGUUCUCAUUUUGGUCUUGUUAGUCAAGAGCCAGUUUUAUUUGAUUUAACAAUUGCUGAAAAUAUAGCAUAUGGAUUAGAGAAUGUUUCAAUGGAAGACAUUAUCAAUGCAACAAGUAGAGCUGACAUUCAUCAAUUUAUUGAACAAUUACCUCAGGGUUAUGAAACAAGAGUAGGAUUGAAAGGUAGUUUUCUGUCAGGUGGUGAGAAGCAACGUAUAGCCAUUGCUCGAGUUCUUAUUCGUCGACCUAAAGUAUUGCUCUUGGAUGAAGCUACAAGUGCAAUGGAUUCACGCAACGAACAAAUUGUACAAGAAGCUCUUGAACAAGCUCAAAGAGAAGAUCCCAGUCGAACAUCACUCAUUAUUGCUCAUCGUCUUUCAACUAUUCGUUCAUGUGAUUUGAUUUGUGUACUUGAUAGGGGACAUAUCGUGGAACGUGGUACUCAUAUAGAGUUGACACAACGACGUGGAGCUUAUUAUAAAAUGCUUGCUCAUGACAAUUUACAAUAA
Rotaria sordida is the source of this 1347-nucleotide messenger RNA. Lineage: Eukaryota; Metazoa; Rotifera; Eurotatoria; Philodinida; Philodinidae. The record is from the annotation of a GenBank genome assembly.